Molecule: messenger RNA, 4275 nt
Organism: Trypanosoma grayi
Lineage: Eukaryota; Euglenozoa; Kinetoplastea; Trypanosomatida; Trypanosomatidae
Product: AMP deaminase
Exons: 1
Coding region: 1-4275 (1424 amino acids)
Biological process (GO): IMP salvage; AMP metabolic process
Cellular component (GO): cytosol
Molecular function (GO): AMP deaminase activity
Source: RefSeq, a predicted model, not a curated record
AUGAGCGCACGCACAGGCGAUAAUCAUGGUUCUGGUGAUGAGAACCAGUCACAUGGCGUCCAGGAGGAGGUACUGCGCGGUGGGAGGCACAAGAUUACCAUUAGUCACGGCAACAACACAUUCUUGAAGUAUCAACUGCAGGAAUCUCACAUGUUUAAGGUCGUCAUAGACGGCGACGACGGUGGUGUUGAUAUGCGUAAGGUGCAUGGGCGCAUUGAAGUGGCUCUUCGCAUGCGAACGCGCUACAAGAAGGUAAACGAUCGUGUCGUGAUGCCGCAGAUGCAGCAACGUGUUACCAUUUCUCAAACAAAUGGGGUCUACCUGGUUUCUGAUCAUGAGGUUUCGCCCAUGUAUUCCCUUCAGCCGUGGGAAACCUUUGCGUCGGAUGUGCAGCAACUGCAACUGACUGUUGGCCACACCGCGUGCAUCAAGGCCUGCUCGCAUCGGCUUAACAUCAUGCAGGAGCGCUCUAGAAUGUUCUUCCUCCUCAAUGCCGACAUUGAGGAAAAGCACAAUUUUCGCAAGGCAGGAGGUGUCUUCUCCAAAGUUACCAAAGUGGAUAACUCAGUGUUGCUGUCACGCUCGACUGACGCGCAGGAACUUUUGGACUUCAUUGUUGAUUGGUACAGUCGCUAUCCCGAUGCACCGCUGCGACUUCGUAAUGGAACGAAUUCAACACUCCGGGAGUUGUUUCAGGCGCACGGCGUUGAGGAUCCGUCACAGCUGACGGUGGAGGGCCUGGGCUGGCAGCCGAGGCCUGGCAGUGCUGAGAAAGUUGACUUCUCACUUGACCACGAGCCGCUGAGCGCAGAGCUGCGUUACAGCUUUCUCCACUUACGGGGUUCCUGCGCACCGCGAUUUUUGCAAAAGAGGCUGCAGCGGGCGGAGCAACGUACACAAUACGUGCAGGCAACGGAAUACUCUAUUCCUCUGUACGCCACGUACUCUAACGAGCUCGCAGAUAUCGCCACCGUACUGCAUAAGUAUGGCAUCGGGCCCUGUGGACGCAACACAUGGAUUCUGCAGAUUCGCUUCAUGCAUAACCCACCGGCUGAGGUCAAUUACCCUGUGAACUGCAACACAAUCCAGGACCAGCUUGAUUACAUUUUCCUGCCUCUUUUCAAGGCAACACUGUCCCCAACAGGUCGCAAGUACUCUUCCCUCGCUUGGUUUCUGAAUCAGGUUGGGGGGUUCCAGAUUGAGACGCCAGUGAAUGCCUUGGAGGCAGACUUUGACGAUAAGGCGCCUAUUCCCCGUGAGAUAGCUUAUGGGACCAAGCCAAACGGUUUGUACUACUUCUACUACAUGUAUGCCAAUUUGACGGUCCUAAACAGUUUGCGGAAGCGCAAGGGACUAAACACAUUUCAGUUACGCUUUAGUGGUGGUCAUCGAACCAACCUGAACGAUCUGUUGGCUGGAUAUCUUCUUGGAGAUGUCAUUACACGCGCCACAAAAAUCAUGGAAUAUCCUGUCUUGCAGUACUUGUGUGGUUUGCAUGGUGUCGGUCUGACUGUGAGUCCUUUACAUGAUCACAUCCAAGGUGUUGUGCAGUACCAGAAGCACCCGCUUCCCAACUUUCUGCACCGUUGUCUCAAUGUGGCGAUAUCCACUGAAGCGCCGCUUCUUUUCCACCACGGUUCGAGUCCUUUAUUGGAGGAGUACGCAACAGCAAUGAAAAUGUUUCGUCUGAGUUUUCUUGAUGUUACGGAGCUCGCUCGGAACAGUGUGAUGAUAUCAUCCUUCUCUAAUGAGCGUAAAAAGGAAUGGCUGGGGGAGCAGUACAGUCGGGGCGUCGAAGGUAAUGCAUUUGAGUUGAGCCAAGUGACAAAUGUGCGUCUCGCAUUCCGUGAAGAAUCGUGGGAUUUGGAGCGCAGCAUGCUAAAGGAUUUGUACAUCAAUCGGAGCGCGCCACAAGAAAGUGCUGGGCUUGCCCGCUGGCACUACCUUAGUAACGUGAAGGAAGUGGAAUACAACACAGUGCUCGACAAGCGGAUCCGCUUUCCUCGCACAGUCCUUAAUGGGCCACACAAAGAGGUGAAGUCAGCCGUCAGCGCCGCGCCACGCAUUGCGCGGGCGCUUGACAUGCGCUUCAAGUACAUCUGGGAACCUCCUAAUCCAUGGGAGGUGACGCAGCACCGCACAGUAGAGGCAGACUUCCAGAGGAAGACAGGCAGCUUCAACGAGGACGACUGGACGUACACCGCGAAUGACGCCGUAUUCAUUUCCUUCCCGAAGAACGCAGUGCAUGCGUGGCCGAGGCAUCUGCCUACCUUAGAAACGUUCCGCAACGAUCUGAAAGAGCUACACCAAAUUUGCUUAAGCUCUGAGGUGAAAGACUUUGCACAUCAACGGCUGGAGAACCUUGAACACAAGUUCCGCCUCCAUCUGGCCUUGAACCACGCCAACGAGGCAGGAACGACAGAGGAUCGUGUCUCAUCGAACCGUGAUAUUUAUCAGGCGGUAAAGGUUGAUACGCACAUUCAUAUGGCAGCCGGUAUGACAGGACGGCAACUGCUGAGCUUUAUGGUAAAAAAGCUCAUGUACAGCGGUGACGACAUUGCGCUUAAGAAGGGAGAUGUGAUUCAUACUCUAGGGGAUUUCUUCAAAAAGAAUGGCAUCACAAAAAAUUUGACAGUUGAUCAAUUGAACGUACAAGCGGAUCAUACCUUAUUUGAGCGAUUUGACAACUUCAAUAACAAGUACAAUCCAAUGGAGAACCCAGGUUUGCGUUCUUUACUGUUGAAGACGGAUAACUUUAUGAAAGGUCGUUACUUUGCUGAGUUAAUUCAUGAUGUAUUUGAGCAGUACUCUAGGGACCGUCACACAUACGCUGAAAACCGUGUGUCUAUUUAUGGUAUCAAUCUCAAUGAGUGGGACAACCUUGCAGUUUGGUUCGCCACACACGGUAUGUCAUCAAAGCACAACAAGUGGGUUAUUCAGGUCCCACGUGUGUACAAGGUUUUCCGCGCACAGAAUGUCAUUGGGAGCUUUGGGCAGUACCUGCAGAACAUUUUCCAACCCCUCUGGGAAGCAUCUCUGCACCCCUCCGAGCAUCCACUUGUCCAUUACUUCUUAAACCACAUGAGUGGCUUCGAUUCUGUUGACAAUGAGGCGACACUAGACCUGCCGUUUGUGCCAGUCUCGCCAUGGGCGUGGACGUCUGUUGAGAAUCCGCCGUACAACUACUAUUUAUACUAUUUGUAUGCGAACAUUCGCACACUCAACGAGUUUAGGGCGUCGCGAGGAUUCUCAACGUUUGCAUUGCGUCCUCAUUGUGGCGAGUCCGGUUCGGCCGAGCACCUCUACGGUGCAUUCCUCUGUGCCAACAGCAUUUGUCACGGCAUAAACCUCCGCAACGAUCCUCCGAUGCAGUAUCUGUAUUACCUCUCUCAAAUUGGCUUGCACGUCUCACCGCUAAGCAACAAUGCACUAUUUCUGCGCUUUCUCAACAAUCCAUUUCCGGAGUUCUUCCGCCGUGGGCUUAACGUCUCACUGAGCACAGACGACCCGCUAAUGUUUCACCAGACGCAGGAGCCGUUGAUUGAAGAGUACAGUAUUGCGGCGCGUGUGUGGGGUCUCUCCCCAAAUGAUCUCUGCGAGAUCGCACGUAACUCUGUGCUGCACUGUGGGUUUGAUCACAUGUUCAAGCGCGAGGCGAUUGGUGGUCAUUGGUACAUGAGCUCCUCCCUCGGGAAUGAUCCGCUGCGCACGCAUCUCUCCGACAUCCGUGUAGCUUUCCGAUUCGAGACAUACCACACAGAGAUGCAGAACCUUGAGUUGUGCUCUGGCCGUCCCAUCAAGCGCUGCAUGCUCACGACUGAUCAGGAGGAGGAUAUCCACGAGAAGAACCUGGACGUGGGCACCGAGGAGGUGAUCCUGUCAACGCACGACCAGGCGAUGGAAGUGAUGCUGCGGGAAAUUGAGACGAAGCGAGAACAGCUCCGCGUGUCGCGGGUGCAGGUGGAUGCCCUACGUAGGCAGCAGAAGUCGCUGGUGGACAAUCUGACGGAGGUCGGCAUCCGCCGGCAAGAGGCGCAGGAGCAGGCGGAGCGUGCCAACUGUAACGAGACGUUGCGCUACGAGCGCCAUCUCCCCAAGCCGCCCGAUGCAGCGUUUGUGACGUCGGAGCGGCAGACGGUGCAGCGGCUCUUGCGGUGGCGCCCGAUGCCGGCACAGGUGCUGCACCACGUGACGGAGUCACGCGUGCCGCUGCGCGCGUCGCGCACACUUCCCAGUUUGGCGCUUCCCACCAACAGCUUGUGGAACACAAUGUAA